Messenger RNA from Parnassius apollo (apollo), 672 nucleotides. Lineage: Eukaryota; Metazoa; Arthropoda; Insecta; Lepidoptera; Papilionidae. The record is from the annotation of a GenBank genome assembly.
AUGGCUUACGCACACGGCUUUAUAAUUAGAAAUACGAAUGCAGUCAAUAAACAGCCAACUGAAGUUGAUGGAGAUAUACCGGAAAGCACAAAUAAGAAAGAACUUGAUGUGACUACUGCAGAUAAAAUUUGUAAAGAUAUAAACAAUAAAAAAUACCCCUUUGCAGAUUUAAUUGGUGAGAUGGAUUUAGAUGUUUAUCAAAUAAUCAGAAAACUUACAAAAGAAGCAUCAACGAAACUACACAAUCAAAAAGAAAACUAUGAUGAAGCAUUGACUCAACACGAGCUUCCUCAAAUGCAGUGGUGCGAGCGCUGCCGUUUGGUGGCUUGGUUCACUGUUUGGGAUGGUGUUGAAGACGCCGACCACCUUGAACUAAGCCUUAUAGUUAACACGAAGGACCUCGGGAUUGCUUCAGGGCAGAGUCCCACAACACCUGAGCCCAUGCUGGAGCCCGAGCUUAUACGGGAACCUGAGCCCACACUGGAGCCAGAGUCUAGACCAGGGACCAGGGCGGAGAAACCAUUAGAGCCACUGGCUUUAGAGGCAACUUCGACGGAACAAAACCCGAACGGUGCAUCAUCCGAACCAGAAUUGGACCCUGAACUUUUAGAAGCCCUCGGUGAGUCCACCAGCGAUACCCCAGAGUUUGGAGAAAGAAUUCACGAGAGUUAA